This is a messenger RNA of Aspergillus affinis, 1158 nucleotides long. Its product is annotated as WD40 repeat domain-containing protein. The transcript has 2 exons. The record is from RefSeq and is a predicted model, not a curated record. Lineage: Eukaryota; Fungi; Ascomycota; Eurotiomycetes; Eurotiales; Aspergillaceae. Gene Ontology annotation, molecular function: protein binding. Bases 1 to 1158 code for a protein of 385 amino acids.
AUGAUUACGCUUUCAAAGACCAAGGGCAUUGUCUGGAGUAUCUCUUCCUGUGAUAUGGAGCUAUGUGAUGUUGAGGGUUGUGAUGUUGAAGGAUGUGAUGCAGAAGAAUUGUUUUCCUGGAACGAAUCCCCGUCGUUCUUUGUUCCCGAAUUCUCCCCGGACUCCAAGAAAGUGGUCAGCGAAAAAGAAGAUGGUCUGAUACUGAUAUGGGAUCUUGAUGAGGGACAGCAUCUCUUGAAACCGUUAUUAAAGCCCAGCUGUGCUCUAGGUUUCUCGCCCGACUGCACCAAGCUGGCAGUGAGUACAAUCGAUGGAACCAUAGACAUAUGGGACCUGGCUACUGAGCAGGUAACUCAUCGACUGGAGAGUCUUGAUGCUAGAAUGCAAACAUUUAAUUUCUCUCCUGAUGGUCGCAAAGUUGCUUUCGGGGAUUUCAGUGGCACAGUCCAAGUAUGGGAUCUCCAUAGCUUGUCAGGAGUGACGCAAUCAUCAGGGCCUUUGAAGUCCCAUGCUGGCAAAGGUGGUUAUCUGGAUGAAGUUACUGUGUCACCAGAUGGUCAGAAAGUCCUAAUUCAGUUUUCGGAAAUGCUUGAAAUUCGAAACACCGCCACCGGGGCAGUCGAGCAAAGACUGACAGGAAAACCCGACAGUUCUACGGCUUUCUCGCCAGACAGUAGAUGUCUGGCUGUGCUUUCCCACGAUCGCCUAGAGGUGUUGGAUAUUGUCAAAAGACGCGUUGAUCGGGUCAUUGAAGGCCACCGAUACAGUGUCAUUCUGCCCUACUUCCCCUGUGCAUUUCACAACAAGAGGAAAACUCGCCGUCAGGCGCUGAAUGCUAUUUAUGGGCAGCUUGGCGAACAUGAUCAUCGUUUGUUACCCGCCCAUCUGGAUCAGGUCAAAAUCAAUCGUACAGCAAUGUCUCUGGACCCCAAUAAUUCUCCUUAUUACUUCACCUCUUAUCCGCAUCCCAUCGAUGAAACUGAGUAUGAGUACCCCGAAGACGCUGAUGAUUGGCCGGAGUUCGACGGAUGUGCAAACAAGAAUGCCGAACACCUCGCCAUCUGUUUGAACCGAUUUCUCUGCCGUUGCGAAAUGCCAGAAGAAGACACUUACCUACCUCGCUUUGCAAUGUCCUCAUGGGCUUCCCCGCCAUCCUAA